Molecule: messenger RNA, 897 nt
Organism: Mollisia scopiformis
Lineage: Eukaryota; Fungi; Ascomycota; Leotiomycetes; Helotiales; Mollisiaceae
Product: S-adenosyl-L-methionine-dependent methyltransferase
Exons: 7
Molecular function (GO): methyltransferase activity
Source: RefSeq, a predicted model, not a curated record
GAAUUUGACAGAGAUUCUGCUCUUGGCGGCAUAAGUUUGCAAAGCUCAACACAGUCCGUGAACUCGAGCUUAUAUGAGCAUGUUCAGGAGCAUGGUCGCACUUAUCAUCGAUAUAAGCAGGGUCAAUAUCCUCUCCCAAAUGAUGAUGUCGAGAAAGAUAGAUUAUUAUUCCUUGCGCCUCUUCCAGAGAACACUCGGAAGGUCCUUGACCUCGCCACAGGGACAGGUAUCUGGGCUACAGAAUUCGCGGAUGAGCACCCUACAUGUACGGUCGUUGGUACGGACUUGAGCCCAAUACAACCUGACUACGUCCCUGAAAAUUGCUCGUUCAUUAUCGACGACGCGGAAGAUAACUGGGUGUUUCACCAACAAUUUGACUACAUCCAUGCACGAGCUGUGGUCAGCUGCUUCAAGAAUCCAAAAGCAGUCUUUCAAAGAGCUUUCGAUGCUCUGGUCCCUGGAGGAAUCCUCGAGCUCUACGACCCCGUAUUUCCAUUCCAAUUCCUUGACCCUCCACCGCCAAACUCACCUCUUGCCGAAUGGAACAAGCUCAUUAUCGAAGCUGCUGCGAAAGCCGGUCGGCCGUGGACGAAUGGUGCAAAGUACAAGUCAUGGCUACAAGAAAUUGGCUUUGAAGGCGUAGUUGAGAAUAGAGAACAUUGUCCUCUAAGUCCGUGGGCGAAAGGUAAGAAGAGCAAAUACAUGUCAUUGUGGUUGUCACAUGAUAUGUUGAUUGGAAUUGAGGCAUGGUCUCUUGCUUUAUUCACACGGGUGCUGGGCUGGGAAAAGAGCAGAUUGGAUAUCCUUCUGGAAGGAGUCAGAGAGGAUAUCAAGAACAUAAAGAUACAUGCUUACCUCGUCACAGUCUCAGUUUAUGGUAGGAAGCCUAUGAUUUGA